AUGAUAGGGAAUUUAUUGAUUUUGAUACUGAAUUUUCUAGGAAUUUUUAUUCUGCACAAACCUUAUAUGAGGUCUGACAAACGAAAGUUCUUCUGUGUGCUGGACAAAAUAACUAUAGGUCACUCAAUGCCUCAAUGCAUAUUUGGAAUAGCCAUGCACUCUAUAGGGAUCCUUCUCUGCUUAUUUCAAAUCGGAGGAUACAGCUAUUACCCAAUCUCUCUAUGAACUUUUAUAGUAUUUAUUACAAGUUUAUACACAUAUAAGCGCCUCAAAGAGCUUUGUUUUGAAUGCGUCUCAACAUUUAUCAUUUUACUUCUGAUAAUUUCUCUCACUAUUAUAGAGCUCCCCUAUCUCCCAUACUAUACCUUUCUUAUAUACCUACUGAUUUUGACGCUUUCCUUAUGCAUAACCGCAUACUCCGUAUAA
Blepharisma stoltei is the source of this 426-nucleotide messenger RNA. The record is from the annotation of a GenBank genome assembly. Lineage: Eukaryota; Ciliophora; Heterotrichea; Heterotrichida; Blepharismidae.